CUAGCUGUGAUACGACCGGCAUUUGUGAAUUUCUCCAAGCAGAUCGCAGUAGCCUUCCAAACCAGCCAAGAUGUUCAAGUUCCUGCUCGUAGCCGCCCUGGUGCCAGCGAUGGCUCUGGCCGCCGUAAACUUCUCUGCAUGCCCCAACGGCGCCCCCACGCCCGCGACGCUGACCGUGAACGAUUGCGCCGGAAGUGUGUGCACCCUGACCGCUGGUGCCCCGCUGACGGCCACGGCCUCCGGCAUCGUGAGCCCGGUCGGAUCGGCCACGGCCACCGCAAACAUUGUGGCCCGCCUGGCUGGUCUGGAUACCGGAUUCCAGAUUCCGGACCCGCUGCGUGACGCUUGCCAGGUUGGACUCGUCGGGGGCUGCCCGAUCGUGGCCGGAAACGCGUUCACCUACACCCUCAACGAUCUGUCGCUGGACGCUCCGGCCCGCGGAGUUCAGGUCGAGAUUGAGGUUAGCCUCGCCGGGGACGGUGGUUCCGCGCUGGCCUGUCUGCGCUUCAACGCUAUCAUCCAGUAAGGAGCGGUUUGACUGAUUUGUGAUAAAAAUAAAGUGAUUUUUGAGAUUUUGUAAA
Messenger RNA from Culex quinquefasciatus (southern house mosquito), 581 nucleotides. RefSeq lists its product as uncharacterized. The transcript has 2 exons. NCBI's taxonomy places the organism in Eukaryota, Metazoa, Arthropoda, Insecta, Diptera, Culicidae. The record is from RefSeq and is a predicted model, not a curated record. Bases 71 to 526 code for a protein of 151 amino acids.